This is a messenger RNA of Vicia faba (fava bean), 384 nucleotides long. The record is from the annotation of a GenBank genome assembly. NCBI's taxonomy places the organism in Eukaryota, Viridiplantae, Streptophyta, Magnoliopsida, Fabales, Fabaceae.
AUGGGUUCUAUAUUGAGUUCUCAGAAUACUCAAAUGAGUAAAGAAGUGAUGGAAACGUCUUUGAGUAAAGCGAAAGAGCUCGCUGCUUCUUCCCCCGUCUUUCUCUUCAGUAAGACUUAUUGUGGUUACUGCAAACGGGUGAAGGAUCUGCUCAAACAGCUAGGAGCAACCUACAAGGUCCUUGAAUUGGAUAUAGAAAGUGACGGUGGUGAGAUUCAAGCAGCUUUAGCUGAGUGGACCGGACAAAGAACAGUACCUAACGUCUUUAUUGGAGGCAAGCACAUUGGUGGUUGUGAUUCUGUUUUGGAGAAACACCGUGCAGGUCAAUUGGUUCCCCUUCUCACUGAUGCCGGAGCGAUUGCUAAUAACUCUGCUCAGCUCUAA